AUGUCUAAAAAUCUUAAAAUAAAAGCAACCAAAGCUAAAGUAUCUGAAGCAUCAAUGCAAGGAAUUGGAUCCUCGUCUACAGCUUCAUUAGGGACUUCGGUCCAAAAUAAUUUGUGUGAGAGUGAGAAAAACGUUGGGACUUCGGUCCAUUUAAAAAAUAACAAAGUAACUUCGGUUCAAAAUAAAAUGUCAAGUGAAGAAAAACUUUUGGAAGUUGUGAAUGUCAUUGAUCCACAGAGAAUUACGGAAAGUUUGGAGAAUUUUGUCCUGGAGGCCGAAAAUGAAAAUACGGAAGAUGAAGAAAUACUGAAAGAAGCUCUGGAUAAAUGGGAGGAAGCAUGUAAUUCGUGGAGAGAAGAAAAUGAAUCACAAGCCGUCGGAACUAGUGGGCUUAGUGGAGUCUCGGCUCAAAAUAAAGAUAAGUUUACAGAAGUAAAAAGUAAAGGAAAACAUUAUGUUAUAUCCCAACUUCAAGAAGCCAGACUUAUUGCAGUGUCUACAUCCCCUAACAAAGAUGGGUGGCCUCUAUUCAUGGAAAUUCCUUGGAGUGCUCUAGUCGAAAUGAACAAUGAAGGCGCGAAAGAUGCGUGUGUCGGAGAUGACAUUUACAUUACUAAAUUCAAGCUUCGUACUGACAAAUUCCAAACCUUGAAUGAAAAUACAUGGUUCUAUCAAGGCAAUAUUAAUUGGCAAGCUACGGCGACUGAAAUAGAAAUGGUUGCAAUACAGGAGUUUAGAUUGAAAACAGGGUUUGUUGUAGAAACUAAGAGAAGGGGAAAAGAUAGAAAGACGGGUUCAAUUCGAGUUAUUGCUUUUGGAAUGGAGCGGACUUCGGUCCUUUAUAAACGUCAGUGUAUGCGAGUUGACACCAAUUGA
Meloidogyne enterolobii is the source of this 876-nucleotide messenger RNA. The record is from the annotation of a GenBank genome assembly. NCBI's taxonomy places the organism in Eukaryota, Metazoa, Nematoda, Chromadorea, Rhabditida, Meloidogynidae.